AUGAAAGCACGAACUCCGUUCGCCUUAUGGAAUGGUCCUACCGUCGUUGCUUGGCUGGAACUAUGGGUUGGUAUGCCGGCUUGGUAUGUAGCUGCUUGCCGUGCUAAUGUGAAGUCUGGUGCUAUAAUGUCUGCACUGAGCGACCAGGAGAUUCAGCGAGAAAUAGGAAUUAGUAAUCCUUUGCACCGACUGAAGCUUCGGUUGGCCAUCCAGGAAAUGGUAGCCCUAACAUCACCAUCAGCUCCACGAUGUGCGAGAGUGACGUUGGCGUUUGGUGAUAUGAACCACGAGUGGGUAGGGAAUGAGUGGCUACCAAGCCUAGGCCUUGGACAGUACAGAUCGGCCUUCAUGGAAUGCCUGUUAGACGCACGAAUGUUGGAACAUUUGUCAAAGCGUGACCUGAGGACGCAUUUACGUAUGGUCGAUAACUUUCACCGAGCCAGCUUACAGUAUGGCAUUAUGUGCCUCAAAAAGCUCAAUUAUGACCGCAAAAACCUUCAAGAUCGGCGACGAGCUUGCGAGGCCGUUAAUAGAGGUGCUUUGAUAUGA
This is a messenger RNA of Haemonchus placei, 549 nucleotides long. The record is from the annotation of a GenBank genome assembly. Lineage: Eukaryota; Metazoa; Nematoda; Chromadorea; Rhabditida; Trichostrongylidae.